CGUCGGCGCCGUAUGCCGGCCCUUGCCGGCGCUUUGCCCGGGCCCCGGCCCGGCGCGGGCAGCUAGUUCAGUCCAGUACUAGCGCGAAAGAUUAGCGCCGUGCGAUUCCUGCGGCCGAGCCGGCCGAGGGGCGAGGUUGUAGCGCGCCUGCAGCAGUCAAGCACGAGGCGGGGGCGGCCCGCGUCGUCCACGUGUCUGGCCGAGCCAUGGCGCCCGCAUUUUUGCGAUGGCGCAGGGAACGGGGGCGCCGGGUUUCCCCCGGCUGCAAAUCUUCCGCCGGCGGGCAGCUCCUGCACGGAGUUCCAGGGUUUCGCUUUCUGCUGCCCCAGGAAGCGAGCCGGAGAUGGACGAGCCAACGCCUGAGGAAUAGGGAACUUCGCGAAAGAUCUUCACUCCGCCGAAGCUCGUCGAGCCGCACGCGGACCCCCGCCGCCGCGUCAACAAGGAGGGGCUUUGGAAUAGCCGACGAGGGCGGUCAGCAUCCCAACUCCUGGCCCGAGAAGGGGGGAAUUGCGAAAGCGUGCACCCAGGGCCGCGGGGAGUUCGUGCGCAGCUUCGCUAUCUAUUCGACCCAGGGGGCGCACAAGGUGCGUCGAUUUUUUGCGCAGUUUUGUAAUUCGCCUGCUCGCGGCGCCCCCGCGUUGCUUACAGAAGUGCCCUGGGGUUGUUAGGUGUCGGGCACUUCCGCGGCCGGGCUGCUUAGUUUGGUUGCAGGGUCGGGGCGUGCGCGCCGACUUCGACGGGAGGGGCCGGCCGGGGUUUUACACGCGCAACGCUACGCGCUCCAGCGCGAUGACGCGGGCAAAUCCCGAGUAUGGCCCGGACCCGGGGGCCUUCGCGCGGUGGCGCUAGCUUGUCGGCCGGCGCGCGGCGGCGGGGGCGCCCGGCCAGGCGGUCUUUGGCUUGUGUUGCUUUGUUCUUUCGCCCCCCGUUCGGAACCGGGCGCCGGGGGCCUUGCUCGGGGGCGGGCCGGCCUGUCGCCGCUCGCCCCCCCCCAGGAUGCGUAUCUCCUGAGUGGCGUAUCAGCAGGGCCGCCGGCUCCGGGGCCGCGCCCGCGGAGGAGCAGAAGAGAAGACGCAGGAUGGAGAGCGCAAGCCGGCGGCGCCGCCUGCUAUCUACCUGCCCCCCGGGGGAGGGGGGCGGGAGUUGCCCGGGCCGCUCGCUGAUUUUGUCUGUGUGUUGGUUGUGUGUGUCCGCGGCCGGCGCGCGCGCGGCCAGCCGCCUGGCACCAAGCGCCGGCGCCGACGCUUCCUUGCUUGGCGCGCGCCAGCGGGCUUUGCUAUUUUUCGCCGCUAUGCAUACAAGCGUGGUUGUCUAUCAUUGGCCUUCGCCCAAGACGCAGCGUAGCCUUGCUUUGCUGGUUUGCUCCACCAC
This is a messenger RNA of Amoebophrya sp. A120, 1374 nucleotides long. The record is from the annotation of a GenBank genome assembly. NCBI's taxonomy places the organism in Eukaryota, Dinophyceae, Syndiniales, Amoebophryaceae.